GGCCGCGGCGGAGCUUGGCCCUGCGGCUGAGGCGGCGGCGGGCGGGCGGCUGAGGCGGCGGCGGCGGCAGCAGCAGCAGUAUCGGUAGCCGCUGCCAGGUCCUCGUCUUCGAUCCUCUUCUGGCGGCCUGGGCCCGCGGCCUCUCCUCGGUCUCGCCUGCGCCGCCGUCGCCACGUUCCCUCCAUCACCCCUCGAGCCCGAGGUGGACACGGCUGCGGCAUGUGGCGCUGGGUUCGGCAGCAGCUGGGUUUUGACCCACCACAUCAAAGUGACACAAGAACAAUUUAUAUAGCAAACAGAUUUCCUCAGAAUGGACUUUAUACUCCUCAGAAAUUUAUAGAUAACCGAAUCAUAUCAUCAAAGUAUACCGUGUGGAAUUUUGUGCCCAAAAAUUUAUUUGAACAAUUCAGAAGAGUAGCAAACUUUUACUUUCUUAUUAUCUUUUUGGUCCAGCUUAUGAUUGAUACUCCCACGAGUCCUAUUACCAGUGGACUUCCAUUAUUCUUUGUGAUAACUGUAACCGCCAUAAAGCAGGGAUAUGAAGACUGGUUACGACAUAAAUCGGAUAAUGAAGUAAAUGGAGCACCUGUUUAUGUUGUUCGAAGUGGUGGCCUUGUGAAAACUAGAUCAAAAAACAUCCGGGUGGGGGAUAUUGUCAGAAUUGCCAAAGAUGAAAUUUUUCCUGCUGAUUUGGUACUUCUGUCUUCAGACAGAGUGGAUGGUUCAUGCCAUGUUACGACUGCUAGCCUGGAUGGAGAAACUAACCUCAAGACACAUGUGGCAGUUCCAGAAACAGCAGUGUUGCAAACUGUUGCCAAGUUGGACACACUCAUAGCUGUGAUAGAAUGUCAGCAGCCAGAAGCAGACUUAUAUAGAUUCAUUGGAAGAAUGAUACUGAAUCAACAAAUGGAAGAAAUUGUUCGACCUCUUGGGCCAGAAAGUCUCUUGCUUCGUGGAGCCAGAUUAAAGAACACAAAAGAAAUUUUUGGUGUUGCAAUAUAUACAGGAAUGGAAACUAAGAUGGCAUUAAAUUAUAAGAGCAAGUCACAGAAACGAUCAGCUGUAGAAAAAUCAAUGAAUACCUUUUUGAUAAUAUAUCUCAUAAUCCUUAUUUCUGAAGCCAUCAUCAGUACAAUCUUGAAAUAUACAUGGCAAGCAGAAGAAAAGUGGGAUGAACCUUGGUAUAACCAAAAAACGGAGCAUCAGCGUAAUAGCAGUAAGAUUCUGAGAUUUAUUUCAGACUUCCUUGCUUUUUUGGUGCUCUACAAUUUUAUCAUCCCGAUUUCACUCUAUGUGACAGUUGAGAUGCAGAAAUUUCUUGGCUCAUUUUUUAUUGGCUGGGAUCUUGAUCUUUAUCAUGAAGAAACAGAUCAGAAAGCACAAGUCAAUACUUCAGAUCUAAAUGAAGAGCUGGGACAGGUGGAAUAUGUGUUCACAGAUAAAACUGGAACUCUGACUGAAAAUGAGAUGCAAUUUCGAGAGUGUUCAAUUAAUGGCAUAAAAUACCAAGAAAUCAAUGGUAGACUGGUAGCAGAGGGACCAACACCGGAAUCUUCAGAAGGUUUAGCAUACUUUAGAAGCUUCGCCCAUCUUAGCCCCUCAGCCCAUCUUACAAUCAGUUCUGACAGUGAAACUGAACUGAUCAAGGAACAGGAUCUCUUCUUUAAAGCAGUUGGUCUCUGUCAUACAGUACAGAUCAGCAGUGGCCAAUCUGAUGGUCUUGGGGAUGGGCCCUGGCACCCCGAUGCAGUAUCCUCAGAGUUGGAGUACUAUGCUGCUUCCCCAGAUGAAAAAGCCUUAGUUGAGGCUGCUGCAAGAAUUGGGGUCGUGUUUAUGGGCAGUACUGAAGAAACUAUGGAAAUUAAAACCCUUGGAAAACUUGAAAGGUACAAAUUGCUACAUGUUCUGGAGUUUGACUCGGAUCGUAGGCGAAUGAGUGUGAUUGUACAGUCUCCUAAAGGUGAGAAACUUUUGUUUUCUAAAGGAGCAGAGUCUUCAAUUCUUCCUAACUGUAUUGGUGGUGAAAUAGAAAAAACAAGAAUUCAUGUAGAUGAAUUUGCUUUGAAAGGGCUAAGAACUCUGUGUGUAGCAUACAGACGAUUCACACCUGAAGAGUUUGAGGAAGUGAACAGGCGGCUUUUAGACUCCAGAACUGCCUUACAACAGCGUGAAGAGAAGCUGGCCGAGGCCUUCAACUUCAUAGAGAGAAAGCUGUUGUUACUCGGGGCCACGGGUGUAGAAGACAGGCUUCAAGAUAAAGUGAGAGAAACCAUUGAAGCUUUGCGCAUGGCAGGCAUCAAAAUCUGGGUACUUACUGGAGACAAACAUGAAACUGCCAUCAGCGUGAGUCUGUCAUGUGGACAUUUUCAUAGGACCAUGAAUAUCCUUGAGCUGGUCAACCAGAAGUCAGACAGUGAGUGUGCAGAACAACUGAGGCGACUGGCCAGAAGAAUCACGGAAGAUCACGUGAUCCAGCAUGGUCUGGUGGUAGAUGGGAGCAGCCUUUCCCUGGCCCUAAGGGAGCAUGAGAAGAUAUUCAUGGACGUAUGUAAGAGCUGCUGUGCCGUGCUGUGCUGCCGCAUGGCCCCACUACAGAAGGCAAAAGUGAUAAGACUAAUAAAAAUCUCUCCAGAAAAACCCAUAACAUUGGCCGUUGGUGAUGGUGCUAAUGAUGUCAGCAUGAUUCAAGAAGCACAUGUUGGCAUAGGAAUUAUGGGAAAAGAAGGAAGACAGGCUGCACGAAACAGCGACUAUGCAAUUGCAAGAUUUAAAUUCCUUUCCAAAUUGCUUUUUGUCCAUGGCCAUUUUUAUUAUAUUAGAAUAGCAACCCUUGUACAAUACUUUUUUUAUAAGAAUGUGUGUUUUAUCACACCCCAAUUUUUAUAUCAGUUCUACUGUUUGUUUUCACAACAAACACUGUAUGACAGCGUUUACCUGACUUUAUACAAUAUUUGUUUUACUUCCUUACCUAUUCUGAUAUAUAGUCUUUUGGAACAGCAUGUACAUCCUCAUGUCUUACAGAGCAAACCUACUCUAUAUCGGGACAUAAGUAAAAAUCGUCACUUGAGCAUUAAAACAUUUCUUUAUUGGACAAUCCUGGGUUUCACUCAUGCUUUUAUUUUCUUUUUUGGAUGUUAUUUUCUAAUAUGGAAAGAUAUAUCUCUACUUGGAAAUGGCCAGAUGUUUGGAAAUUGGACAUUUGGUACAUUAGUCUUCACGGUGAUGGUUAUUACAGUCACAGUAAAGAUGGCAUUGGAAACUCACUUCUGGACCUGGAUAAAUCAUGUUGUUACCUGGGGAUCCAUUGCAUUUUAUUUUGCAUUCUCUUUGUUUUAUGGGGGAAUUUUCUGGUCAUUUCUGGAUAUCUACUUUGUAUUCAUUCAACUCCUGUCAAGCGGUUCUGCUUGGUUUGCCAUGAUCCUCAUAGUGGUUACUUGCCUGUUUCUUGAUGUUGUGAAGAAAGUCUUUGAUCGACAGCUAUAUCCAACAAGUACUGAGAAGGCCCAGAUGGAAGAAGAUAAGGGCUCAGUCAGCUCAGCAUAUGAAUUUGCUGAAAGCAAGCACAGAGGGGAGGACAGUAGGCAACUGCUAGCUGAUCCAGGUAGCAGCAGAGCAGAGCUUGCAUACCCUAGCUUGCUGAAACAAAUCCCGGGGUCGAGUGCUUGGAAUCCAUGUGUUGUUUCUCAGAGGGGCAAGCAGCAUAUGCAUCUCUUGGAAGGAUGCUGGACCGAGUGAUGGGAAACUACAGCGCGGCGCAGGUUAACAGGUGUGACAUGUCUCAUGGUAGCCUUUGCUACAGAGGAGUCUCCUAUAAACCGGGACGAGCUGCCACUCUAGCUCACCAGUGACCCAGUGCCGCCAGCCACUUGGGCCCAUUGCAGUGAACCCCGGGCCUGUACUGUAAGACUCGCUGAUUGAUUCUAAAGAUGGAGGGAGGAGGGCCAGGAGGGCUUCUUUUGCUCUAAAAGGAAGAGAAAAUCACUUUGAAAAGACUUCUGUGUAUUGAACUUUCUUUUACAGGUUUUCUAAUAUAUUGUGUAUGGGAUUUUAUGUAGAUAUGAUAGCGUCUUGAUUUGUAUGUCUCUCAUUCACUCAUCUGCUGUAAUAUUUUGUUUUUCUGGUUUCCGCUUUUGGGCUUGACAAAAUAAUAUUCUCAUUUGUUAAGUCAAAAAGCCUCACUUUUCUCUUCUUAAUGUAUCUUUUCAAGUGUGUUAUUGGGGACUGGACCUUGAUUUAUUCUUUUACAAUACAAAAGGCAGUAGUAUUUCUUUGCCCUACCCCCAUUGCCUUCUUAAGUUAUAUGAUAUUUAAGUUAGUUUUGUUUUUUUUUAAUUUAGCACUUCUAGCUCAUUUUAGUAAGUUUAAAAUCUGUAUCAACUCUCAGGGCACUUGUGCCAAUCCUAAAUUAUUUAAAUACCUGAUCAUUUCUUAAAUUAUAAAGUGUUUCCAUGUGGGGAAAUAUUCACCAAAAAAAGGCCUUUUUAAGAAACAUUUGGGUGAAAUACAUUUUAAAAACGAUUUUAGUAUUUUUUUAACUAAUUCAUACAUUUCACUAAAAGUCAUAUCUUUCAAGUGGGGGAUUGAAAUACUAACCUUUUGUACUUUGUGGUUCUCUUUAUAUGAAUGAUGUCAUAAUUCCCCAAGCCUUUCUGAAUGAACCUCAGGGCAGAAGGGAAUAGCUUUGUUGUGACUGUUAAAAGAAUUUGUUUAAUAUUCAGACUAAUUUUGUCUCUAAGUACAAUGGGUGUGAUAUCAUUCAUGUGCCAGGAAAUCUGGUGGACUUUUCCCUAAUACACUUUAAUCACUUCUGCUCUGUAAAACAAGUGCUUUGCAAAGUUCUUCUUGGGUUAACACAAUGUCUGGGGUUCCAAUCACCAUAUUCUUGCCCACUUAUAAAAUGGGAUUGGUAAUAUUUUCAUAGUGCUAGAAUAUAGUUAUGCAAAUGGUGAUUUCACACCAUACACAAGACAUUUGUGUGAGCAGUGAAGUACAUGGAGGCUUUCCCAUGACUAUUAGAGUUCAAAAUUCCUCUGAGGACGAUAGCGCCAUCUCGGUCCCUGGUCUGAAGAAUUGAAUUCACAGUAUGAUUUCACUCCUUUGCACGGCCCCUCAGCAUGGACCUGGAAGUCAGCAUUUUAGUGGACCUCCUUAUUGAUAUUUCCCUCUAAGUUUUGGCUCCUCAGAAAACAGAUAGUAUGAAAAUGUGUGUUUUUAGUAAACUUUUAAAUCUGGAAUGAACAUUGAGCCAGAAAUGAACAUUUUUAGGAUUUGCAUUGUGUAUAGUUCCACUUUUCUUGACAUUCUUUAUUACAUAUAAACAGUUUUUCAUGGAUAUAGAAAAAGGAACCUUUAAAAGAGUUAUUUUUAUGUUGCUUUGUACAUUUUAUACCCGGAUAAAUGAUUGAUAGUUUCAGGGAAACCGUUGGCUUUAAUUGUGAACAGUCCCCUGUCCCCUAAGGGUAGAUGAUACCAUCCCCUGACUUUACUCUUGGGCACUUAGAAUCUUACUGCAGGCUCUUUUGUUUCCUCUGUGGAGCAUCUUGUUCUACAUUUUUCUAAGUCCAGGAUCCAGUAUUGGGUAAUUAAAAUGAUCUCUGACAGACUAUUUAAGGAC
Molecule: messenger RNA, 5614 nt
Organism: Monodelphis domestica (gray short-tailed opossum)
Lineage: Eukaryota; Metazoa; Chordata; Mammalia; Didelphimorphia; Didelphidae
Source: RefSeq, a predicted model, not a curated record